Molecule: messenger RNA, 657 nt
Organism: Closterium sp. Naga37s-1
Lineage: Eukaryota; Viridiplantae; Streptophyta; Zygnematophyceae; Desmidiales; Closteriaceae
Source: the annotation of a GenBank genome assembly
AUGCCGGGGCUCGGCGCAGCGAUACCCGCGGGAGUCGGCGCGGGAAACCAGAUUCCCCUUCCUUCCAGCGAAAACUGGUGGGAGCGGCGCGUGCCUGUGAACAUGCGACACGUGGCGAACACAGCGGAAUUCGUGGAAGCGCUAGGCGCGGCGGGGGAUAAGCUCGUGGUGGUUGACUUUUUCGGGACCUGGUGCCGCUCGUGCCGCGCCAUGCACCCUAAGCUCUGCAUGCUCGCGUCCAAGCAUCCAGACGCCGUCUUCCUGCAGGUCGAGUUCGACCCCAACAAGCAGCUCUGCCGCUCGCUCGGAAUCAAGCGGCUGCCAUUCUUCCACUUCUACCGGGGCGCUGAUGGUCUGCUAGACGCCUUCCCGGCAACCCUCACCUCGAUUGCUAAGAUUGAGGAGGCACUGGAGACACACAGCUCGAAUCGAUGCUUCCCUGGUGCCUUAAUCCUUCGCUCGCAGUCUCUCCCACCCCACCCUUUCCUCCUCCCCAGUUCUAAUCGUUAUCCAGUACCUGCUAUCUACCAUUCACCUCAGAUUGCUAAAAUAAAGGAGGCACUGGAGACACACGGAACGGACAGAUGCUCCCUGGGCCCUCCAGCCGGCCCGCACCAAGUGUUAAAUCCUCCGGAGAUCGACACAGAAGCACCCUGA